AUGAUUUGCGACCUCACCCCCAACCUUACCCCGCUUCAGCUCCUCUAUCAAGAGGAGCUCAUCGCCCUCGGCAGGCCCGACAUUGCAGCCACAGUCCCUGACACGUACAAGUACAUGCUCCUGGAGAUUGCAAUGGACUCCAUGUACAACCGCAAGGGGCCAAUGACUCUUAAGCAGAGGUGGGAUCUGAGGAAGGCUUGGCUCGGCGAGGCUGCUGGUGACGAGCCGACCACUCUCGAAGAGGUCAACGCGGAGGUCUGGGUCCGUCAUGCCGACCAUCCCCUCCUCCGUCUCGUCGCGUCGGAACCGGCCGAGGACGCCGAAUCUGAUGAGAAGAACAGCGACCUCACUGUCACCACCCCUGCCACCCCUGAGUCCCUGCCUCAAGCCAAUUCUCAGUAA
Apiotrichum porosum is the source of this 402-nucleotide messenger RNA. RefSeq lists its product as uncharacterized. The transcript has a single exon. NCBI's taxonomy places the organism in Eukaryota, Fungi, Basidiomycota, Tremellomycetes, Trichosporonales, Trichosporonaceae. Bases 1 to 402 code for a protein of 133 amino acids. The record is from RefSeq and is a predicted model, not a curated record.